UCAUUGGUGAUAGGGAUGAAAAUGUUUAUAUUGCUCGCUGCUCAAUAUUAUAUUUUUAAUAUAAACAUAUUUUUAAAUACUAAUAUAUCAAUAUAUUAUUCACGAAUAUUGUAUUUAUGUACCUAUCCGUGGUAGACAUAUUCAAUUUUGUAGUAUUAUAAUCUUUGGUCGACACGUAAACAUGACAUUUCCUUUUUAGCGGCUUUUUAUUUAAAGAUUGAGAAAUAAGAAUUAAGAAUUAGAUAUUACAUCGGCUUCCGACCUAAUAGUUAACUCUAGUGGCUGCUUAAUAAAUAUAAACCUAUAAAAUGGAUUUAGUAAACUCCACUUCAGAAUUAAAAAUACAAGAUACAGACCGGCAACAAAAUAAACGAGAAGACUACAUUGAUUGGAAAGACUAUUUUAUGGCGAUGGCAUUUUUAGCUGCAAAACGUAGUAAGGACCCUUGCUUUCAAGUUGGAGCUUGUUUAGUCAAUAAGGAAAAUAAAAUAGUUGGUAUUGGGUAUAAUGGAAUGCCUACAGGGUGUCAUGAUGAUGAUUUUCCUUGGGGAAAAAAUACACCAUCACCUUUGGAUAGUAAAUCCCUUUAUGUGUGUCAUGCAGAAAUGAAUGCAAUAUUAAAUAAAAAUUCUGCUGAUGUAAAAGACUGUACGAUGUAUGUUGGUCUUUUCCCAUGCAAUGAAUGUGCUAAAAUAAUAAUUCAAUCCGGUAUCAUAGAAGUUGUCUAUUUAUCAAAUAAAAGUUGGGAUAAACCAAAAUAUGCUGCAUCAAGGAAAAUGUUAGAUGCAGCAGGUGUCAAGUAUUGGCAAUAUAUACCAAAGCAAAAAAAAAUUGAAAUAACAUUUAUACCUUCAAGCAGCAGCAGUUCUUCAUAACAAAUACAUAAGUAUUUAAAUACAAAUACUAUAUAUUAUUAACAAUAAUAAUUAUUGUGAUAUGAAAAGUUAUAAUUUUUUAAUUUGUUUCAAAUAUACCAUGUUAUACUAAAUGAUAAAAAUGUGAUAUGGCAAUGUAUACUUAUAAUUUGGACGUGUUUUGUAAAAUGAAAUAAAACAAAUUUUGUAAAAUAA
Messenger RNA from Pieris napi, 1070 nucleotides. RefSeq names its product deoxycytidylate deaminase. The coding region runs from base 309 to 875 and encodes 188 amino acids. Gene Ontology annotation, cellular component: cytoplasm. NCBI's taxonomy places the organism in Eukaryota, Metazoa, Arthropoda, Insecta, Lepidoptera, Pieridae. Gene Ontology annotation, molecular function: zinc ion binding; dCMP deaminase activity. The transcript has 5 exons. Gene Ontology annotation, biological process: dTMP biosynthetic process; dUMP biosynthetic process. The record is from RefSeq and is a predicted model, not a curated record.